Molecule: messenger RNA, 1380 nt
Organism: Notolabrus celidotus (New Zealand spotty)
Lineage: Eukaryota; Metazoa; Chordata; Actinopteri; Labriformes; Labridae
Gene: cpsf4
Product: cleavage and polyadenylation specific factor 4
Exons: 8
Coding region: 284-1090 (268 amino acids)
Molecular function (GO): zinc ion binding; RNA binding
Source: RefSeq, a predicted model, not a curated record
GAGGUUAGUCCCUCCGCGCGCCGUGUUCUCUGCAGGUGCCGUUGAGGAUCAGACGGGUGUGCAGGAGAGAUCCAGACCGACCCCCUUUAACAGUUCUCCCUCUAAACGGAUCCGUCUCUCUGAGCAGAGCAGAUCCUGAGUUUCUGUUUGUUGUUGUUUGUUGUUUGUUGUUGUUAGCUCACAGGUUAGCCUAGCUAGCCUCGUUAGCCCUUGUGGCUAACUCUCCGACACUGACUCUCACCUUUCCCUCACCUGAAGAGAGCAAACCCCAACAAACACCAUCAUGCAGGACUUACUGGCUAACGUGGACCACAUCAAGUUCGACCUGGAGAUCGCGGUGGAGCAGCAGCUCGGAGCUCAGCCUCUGCCUUUCCCCGGCAUGGACAAGUCCGGAUCAGCUGUGUGUGAGUUCUUCAUGAGAGCCGCCUGUAUCAAAGGCGGCAUGUGUCCUUUCCGUCACAUCAGCGGGGAGAAGACGGUGGUGUGUAAGCACUGGCUCCGAGGACUGUGCAAGAAGGGGGACCAGUGCGAGUUCCUCCACGAGUACGACAUGACCAAGAUGCCCGAGUGCUACUUCUACUCCAAGUUCGGUGAGUGCAGUAACAAAGAGUGUCCGUUCCUGCACAUCGAUCCAGAGUCUAAGAUCAAAGACUGCCCGUGGUACGACCGAGGUUUCUGUAAACACGGUCCGGACUGCAGACACAGACACACCAGGAGAGUGAUCUGUGUCAACUACCUGGUGGGAUUCUGUCCUGAGGGGAAGUCCUGUAAAUUCAUGCACCCUCGCUUUGAGUUACCGAUGGGAGCCUCUGAGCAACCUCCUCUGCCACAGCAGAUCCAGAACCAGGGCAAGCCUGUUCCCACCAUCGGCCGCUCCUCGCUCUCUCUAAUCCAGCUCACCAACUCCAGUCCAGGCCAGCGGCCGAUGCACUCCCAUGGGAACCCCAUGGGUCUUGGUCAGCAGAACAACAUGAUGGGAAACAGAGGGCCUCGGCCUCUGGACCAGGUCACCUGCUACAAGUGCGGGGAGAAAGGUCACUACGCCAACAAAUGCACUAAAGGUCACCUGGCCUUCCUGAGCGGGCAGUAACCACCUUGAGGUUCGGAGGCCGUGAAGCAGCUCGUCCUCGCUGACGUGAGGAGACAAGACGAAGCUCCUUCAGGGGACAGAAAGACUUUUCAUUUCAGCGUCUGAGCUCAGGGUGAAAUUAAACACCUCACCGGAGGAGGAGUUCAGACCGAGCCGCAGCCCUCCACUCAGGACGCUCCUCUCUCCUCUGGUCAUGUGACUCACCUGAGCAGCGUCCACCUGUCCCAGUGUACAGUUACAGAAUGUGAUUCAUGCCAGUAGAAUGUAAAUAAAUGGUGUUUGUACUCAGA